AUGGACGCCAGAGGCUCGAGCUCAGCUCCCGACAAUCUAGCAGGUUCAGCGUCGACUUCUGCAGGCAGCGACGGGGCCAAGUCUUCAAUAGCCAAAGACACCGCCAAGAUGACUGAUCCAAGGCGACACGAGGACGACGAUGAAGAGGAGGAAGGAAUGCUCAAGGUCGACGAAGAAGGCCAGAUUGAAGAUGACAGCGCCAAUCAAAAGGUGAGCCAUCCUCGUCCGAGCAAUGAAGGGCGUUCGAUUCCCCUUGCUAACCGUCUCAUGCCGCUUCCGGUUGCAUCUCCAAAGAAGGCUGGUAGUGAAUCGACAAGCAAUAACAUCACCGCCAACAACAACAACAACAACAACAACAACAACAACAACAGCAACAACAACAACAACAAUGGCUACGUAUCACCUCGACACGCCAAUUUAGACCGAGAGCGAGAACGCGACCGCGAUCGAUUCAUUGAGACUUCGCCUGGCCCCUCUUCGGCUUCCUCUUAUGCACCAUCAUCACGUUCGAGGUUUGGAUACCCAUCCGAUGCAUCAGCUCCGUACGGCUCAUCGACAGCAUAUCCAUAUCCACCAAGUCAUCGUGAGCCUCUUCGAACGGAGCCGCCUUUCGCAUCAGGCUCAAGAACCAGUUUCAGCGGGCCUGCACCUCGAGGAGAGAACAGGAGAGGUUGGUAUCCGCCAUCCACACCGACGACUCGAGGUCCCGACACAUACAGACCAGGUGCUAUCCGCGAGCGCGAACGAGAGCGAGAAAGAGACUGGGACUCUUUCCGGGAUGGAGACAGGGACAGGGAGUGGACGGGAGUGGAUAGGGAUCGCGAGAGAGAUUCAUACCGUGACGUCGUAGACAAGCGAAGAGACUGGCCAACGCGCGAAAGAGGCGCAGCAGCGUCCAACUACGACACUGCCGACACAUAUCUAGCAUCUGCCCCUACCAACAGCAAAUACAGCUACGACAACCGCGACUUCCCUGCUCGUCGACCUUCAUCACCGCCCGCGCACCUGGCUAGAGGCCGGGAAUUCGAUGCAGAUCGAUCGAGAGAUAGAGACUGCGAUCGUCCAGUCGAGCGUGAUCCACGUGCUCGAGCUCGCGGCUCUGGAUGGAGGAGCAAUGGGAUGCGACAGUGGGGAAAGCCGACCGAUGCAGGAUGGGAUUUGCGAUCUGGUCGUCGUCCGGCGUCGGACGACGCACGCUCCGACACUUCGCAUCGUCGGGGUGGCUCGCGAUCGAACAACACGCCUCCUCCAGCGACGUCUAGUGAAGCAGGUACAAAGGCGAUCGGAUCUGACAAUGCUUCGGAAAGAAGCGAGGCUCGAAGCAGAGAUCUCUCUCCUCAUCCAACACGGUCGCCUGAGCGCGGUGAACAUACCGAUAAGGGAGCUGAACCACCAGCUACACAACCAGAUGAAAGUGUGGAGCAAGCGCAGCGUUCAGAAGCAGAGGCCAAGGAGGAUCAGCAAGCCAACGCAGACUCAAAGCAGGGAGAUAGGGACAACAAGGCCGAAGCUGUUUCGCAGGUUGUAGAUACAGAGGUAGAUCGUGUGGAGGACACUGACAAGGUCGAGUCAAAAGCAACAGACGUACCUGCAGAGCUCACACCGCAGGAGACGACUGAGCCUGUUCAAUCGACCGGAAGCGAGGCCUCGACUGACCCGGAACCCGUCAAAGAGGACUCUUCAGCAGAGAAAGCAUUGUCUGCUGACCGGCUUGAAAGCGCCAGUCAGGUACCUGCACCAGCAAACGAAGCAGAAACGUUUGAAGUAAAAGCUGAGGAAGAAGUUGAUGCUACCAAGCCUUCAGCUGAAAAGGAAGCUCAGCCUUCCGCUCCUGCCACAGCAAAAAAAACUCCAGCUCAAUUGGAGAAGUCUGCGCCCGUGCAGGAGUACACGACUUCAACAAAAGAAGUGGCUGCGGAACCAUCCACGGCAGAAACAACGGCAACAGCUGAUGCAGCAGAGCAAGCAGACGCAGAACCGGCACCCGCAUCAUCAUAUAUAUCGGAACCUGCUAUAAUCGCGUCGGAAGAGAAAGUGGAGGAUAUGGCAGCGGCAUCUGUCGAGAAGGACACAGUUGCAUCCUCUGCUGAAGCUCAGCUCAGCAGUACCGAUCAAGUCAAUGAGCUCAUGCCAGCCCAGGAGCCGUCCAAUGGCCAGAAGGAGGAAGCGGCGUCCUCUCAGGUUGUCGAAAUAACUGGGGAGACCCCUGCUGCCGUGCCUCCUGCGGCCGCUGCGACGGAGGCGAAGCCAACAAGCGUCGAAGCAGCCUCGGCUGAAGCGUCAUUGACAGAGACUGCUACCCCCGAGGCACCCAUCCCGGAGAAGUCUGUUGAUGCUCCAAAACCCGAAGCCUCGGAAUCUAGCAACGAUGUAGCUGAUGUCGACAUGGCAGAUGCAGUACCAGAGCAGGCUCCAGCGCCACGGGGGUCGGCAGAGAUGGAAGUCGAUGAGCCGGCAUCAGUCGCUCCUGCUGCUGAUCCCGCUACAUCCACGCAGGUGAACGAGGAGUCGAAGGCGUCCGAAGCGACAGAAUCUGUACAGGCCAGUGAAAUUGCAGAAGCGCCGGUAGCGGGUGAAACAGCUCAAGGCGCCGAGGACACGAAGCCGGUGGAGCUAGAGAAGAUUGCGCCUGAGGAUCCGACCGCCCAAGCUGAAGCUGAAGCGUCAGCAAAGGCAGUGCCUGGAGUACCUUCUGCGUCCGAAGCAGUGGUUGAAGUUUCUCAGUCCGUCGAAAAUACCCCAGCCAACGGCAUCGAGAACGCCAACGAAGGUAUUGCUGCGGAGGCGUCGGAAGCUCAAGUGCAACCUAUCGAGGCCAGUGUCAAAAUGGAGAAAGACACAGCCGUGGCCAGUGCUGAGGCGGCGAAGGAGCCGGUCGAGGCAGGACCCAUCGAGAAGCCUGCCGAGAAGCUCGAGCCCGGGCAUCAGACCGAUCAGCCAACGAUUGCCCCUGUUGCAAAGCAAGCUUUAGCUGUCGCGACUCCUACUUCGCAGCCGCCUGCAGACAAGGCUGAUGAGCCAACCAAGGCACUCUCCCAGAUCCAGAUCUCAGGACCUCACGUCACCGCCACAAUGGACAAAGAAAACAAGACCCGCGAGAUCACUCUUCCCCAGAUUGACUAUAGAGAUGACAAGGAAGCACAAGCCCUCACGAGACAGGAAGAUGCAAGGAUCGAAGAGGUCGAAAUGCCUGCCGACGAUCAGUCAGGUCCAGCUCUUCGAAUCGCAGAGAUCGACGAAGCGGCCGCCAAGGAGAUCGAGCCGCCACUCAUUACGCCGAGAACAAAGGAGCAGAUGGAUCAUGCAAUCCACGCCGCCGUACUCAAGCACAUUGCGGAUGGCUCCGACAGGCUUGACGACUGGCAGAGGAUCCUGCGCGAGAACCAACGCAUUUCACAGAACACGACGAUGAACGUGCUCAAGACUAAAAUUCACGGCAUUCCUCAGAGUGUCAGCUCAGGCAAGCCGUUGUGGCUCGACCAGGAAGAUGAGGAGACACAACGGACCAAGGCUCAGCUGUUCGACCAGCUUACCGAGCGCAAGAAGCGUCUCAAUGGGAAGGUGGAAAGUCUCAAGAAGCGAUACCGCAGCAUCAACGAGGAGUGGAAAGUGCAUUGCUCUCGCCUUGACCGCAUCGCCGAACGACGCGAGCUGUUACGCCGACCUCCUGUCAACACGCCAGCCGGCACACCAGGCGCUUUUGGUGGUGAAGAUCCUUCAACAGGUGCAGGUGGUGGUGGAAUGCUUGGAGCCUCACUUUCUACAGGCCGAGCCAACCGUCGACGGGAACAGGCUGGUUUCGCCGGCUUUGGUGAUGCAGUCCGUUCCGAAGCUGAGUUCCUCGAGAUCCUGGCCAGUCUGGAGAACGCCGACAUGCAAGACCCCAACAUGCGUGCCGCUCGCACGACCGCAACCGCACCAGACAUGUUCAUCGACCCUGACUCGGACCACCUCAUGAAGCUUCGCUACGAUGAUGUUAAUGGCUACGUUGCCGAUCCGCUUGCAUUCUACCUCGACGAGUUCGAUCCAGACCUAUGGUCCGAGGAGGAAAAGGCCAUCUUUGCCCGUCGCUACGCCUUGUGGCCAAAGCAGUUUGGCAAGAUCGCUCAGGCUUUGCCGCACAAGACGCCAGCCCAAUGCGUGCGUUACUAUUACCUCAACAAGAAGCUGCCCGGAAACAACUUCAAGGCGCUCGCAGCGGUUAGGAACAGGGAGAGGAAGCGGAAGACUCGGGUCAAGCCCAAGAAAGCCAAGGGUAGCGCUCUUAUGGCUGACCUGAAGUCUGCCAAGGGAGAAGAGAUGGACGAUGUGGAAGAUGGAUCUGGGGUCCGAUCACCGAUGGAUUCUACGGAUCCUUCGCUUGCGGAUGCGCCGACACCAACCAACGGACGCGGAAGGGGACGCGCCCGCAUGGUCCCACCAGUGUCCGAUGGCGUUGCGGAAGAGCAGACGGCCGGACGCAAGCGCACGGCUGACCAGACCGAUGCCGAAGGCAACAGCACGGAUGCAAAGGCAGAAAAGCGCAAGUCUGGACCCAAGUCAAAGCGAGCCAAAUCCGACAGCGCCAGUGCGACCGACAAGGCACGCAAACCGCGAGCCAGCUUCAAGAAGGACAGUGCAGCAGUUGAUGACGGCAAAACGGCGGGAGUACCUCCUGUUCCGGCCGUUCCUGGAUCCGGACCCAAGCUCGAGGCUUCAGACGCGUCUGUAUCAGCUAGUGUUGCUGGCAACGAUAGGGCUGUUGCACCCACAGCAGCCAAGGUGGGAGUGGAAGAUAGCGAUUUGGCUGCUGCUGAAGCUCUUGGUGCACUUGCAGGCAUGUUCGGUGGGCCAGCCGCAGGUGAUGCUCAGCCAUCAGCGGGCUCCGAUGCCGCCAAUAUUGGUGAUUUGAGCGGCGACGGUCGCAAGACGGGCAAGAAGCGCCGCAGCAAGACAGCCGCAGCUGGUGAAGAAGGUGCCGAUGGAUCAGGCAAAGGACGGGGCAAGCAGCCCACCUCAUCGUACUGGUCCGUUGCCGAGCGUUGCGAGUUCCUCCGUGCGCUUGUCGUGCAUGGCCCUCGAUGGGAGAUGGUCUCUUCGACCCUGGCUCAGAAGUCGGCGGCUCAGGCACGCAACUACUUUGCACGCAACGAGGACGAGAUUGACUUUGCCGAAGCAGCAGCAUUGUCUCGCAGUCAUGCUGAUCUUUCGCUUGCUGAGCGUGAGGCGGCCGCGUUGGCUUUCGUCCGCAAUCGAUUUGCAAGCAAUAGCACAGGUACAGGAGUACUGCCUGCUUCAUCGUCUGGAGGUGCUCUGCCUUCUAUGGUGGGUCAAGUACCUGGCUAUACUGACGGACCUGCUGGGCCUCGCACCACUCACCUGCCACCUCCACCUGGCAUCUCCGCCAGCCAAGCUUACAUGGUCGAUGUCAAGAUGCGAGAAGAGUCUCCAGAGCCACAGAUCCAGCGACGAGGGUUGCAGAUCAACUCACUGCUCAACGACAGCAACGACGCAGCCAGCAGCAGGAUGAAAAGGCGCUCGUCGUUGCAUGAGUUACAAGGAGAAAGGGAAGAUGCACAGCAUAUGGGUCUGGGCCGGGAUGCGUCUGUACCACCAGCACUCGGUGCUAGACAAGUGUUCGAUCUCGACCGAAGUCCACUCACUACAGGACGACUCGAGGCAGGUCGGCCUCUCAGCUCGGACGGUCGAUCCAUGCGCGACGACCGCGAUGAGCGAGCCAGGCUGUACGAGAGGAUGGAGACGCAGCACAGGGUCGGUGAAGAUGUUCGACAGAUGCGAGAUGAAGGACAAGUCGAUUCACGGUCUUGGAUGUACGACUCGCCGUACGAAGCUCAUCGUCGACCUUCGCCUCAGCCUGGCUAUGGAUCGAUGGCGCCGCCCUCGCAUCCAGCAGAGCGAGGUAUGUCAGCGUCGAGGUACUCGAUGCCACCCAGCAGCGUCGCUAGUGCUGGUCAUCUGGGAAGAUCAAUGCCUCCCAUGUCGAGCCACUUGCAUCACAGUGAGGAGAGCGAGUUGGAUCGAGAACGCGAGCGUGAACGAGCGUACGGCAUGUAUGGGGUUGCUGGCGGGCCUGGUCGAUCACGUGAGCACGAAUCGCACAGCAUGCCUCCUGCUGUGCCUGGCGAACUUCGACACUCUGAUAGCGGCGAGCGACUCUCCCCAACCAAUGUCGGCUUCGGCUCAGCACACGGGUAUGGCAGAUACGCCCCCCCUGGAGUCGGGAGCAUCUAUCCAAGCCCUUCCGCAGCUGCCCCUUCUGCUCUCGCAUCGAGAAGCAGACCCACAAGCGGUCCACUCACCGCGCCUCUUCCAUCAACCACCGACCGUCCAGCGUAUGAGCAAAGAUGUCAGCGAUACUCUCAAUCACCCGGGCCCUCCACCACUCCGACCAGUGCAGGUGUAGGACCAGGCGCAGGAGGAUUCUCAGCAGCCAGCGCCUAUCGAUCGUCCAACAAUCCUUACUCGAGCUUCCCUUCUCAAAGCCUGCCUCGGCCGUCAUUGCCGUCGCUCUCAGCUAGUGGUGGGCCGACGGUGGGUGCUCCUCAUCUGCCGUCUCUCGGUGCUGCAGGAAGGUCGUUGCCGCCUAUUCUGGGGUCUUUCCCUACCCCAGGAAGAGGUAUGGGUGUAGGAGCAAGGCCUGGUGCUGGAGCGGGAGCGGGGGAAGAAGCUGCUGCCAGGUAUUGGCCUUACCCGCACAGGUCUCGUACUCAUGAUUCUCAGCCGCAUGGUUCCGGGAGAACUCCUGAGUGA
This is a messenger RNA of Ustilago hordei, 6750 nucleotides long. RefSeq lists its product as uncharacterized. The coding region runs from base 1 to 6750 and encodes 2249 amino acids. Lineage: Eukaryota; Fungi; Basidiomycota; Ustilaginomycetes; Ustilaginales; Ustilaginaceae. Gene Ontology annotation, cellular component: Set3 complex. The record is from RefSeq and is a predicted model, not a curated record. The transcript has a single exon. Gene Ontology annotation, biological process: regulation of transcription by RNA polymerase II.